UUCGCAGGCACUUGGUGGACCGUGUCGGCACGUGUACGGCGGCUCAUCGUCGCGGAUUAGGAAAAGAGAUCCGGCCACAGAACCGCAGCAGAGACCGCAAAAAAAACAGACCAAGCGAUGGCCAGGACGGCGGUGCUCCUGCUCCUGGCGGUGGCGAUGGCGGUGACAGUGCUCCUGCCCCUCGCAUCGGGCACCUCCGACUGGAUGCAGAGCUGCGGCAGCUGCCACUGCCACUGGAAUUCGGGCAAGAAGAGCGCCGACUGCAAGAACAAGGCGCUCACCAAGAUCCCGCUGGACAUGAGCAACGAGAUGCAGGUGCUGGACUUUGCCAACAACCAGAUCCCCGAGCUGCGGCGCGAGGAGUUUCUGCAGGCGGGUCUGCCCAAUGUGCACAAGGUGUAUCUGCGCAACUGCACCAUCCAGGAGGUGCAUCGCGAGGCGUUCAAGGGUCUGCACAUCCUGAUCGAGCUGGACAUGUCCGGCAAUCGGAUACGGGAACUGCAUCCGGGCACCUUUGCGGGCCUGGAGAAGCUGCGCAACGUGAUCAUCAACAACAACGAGAUCGAGGUGCUGCCCAACCACCUGUUCGUCAAUCUGAGCUACCUGUCGCGCAUCGAGUUCCGGAACAAUCGGCUGCAUCAGGUGCAGCUGCACGUCUUCGCCGGCACGGUGGCGCUGAGCGCCAUCUCGCUGGAGCAGAACCGACUGGCCCACCUGCACAAGGAGACGUUCAAGGACCUGCAGAAGCUGAUGCACCUGUCGCUCCAGGGCAACGCCUGGAACUGCAGCUGCGAGCUGCAGGACUUCCGUGACUUUGCGAUCAACAAGCGCCUCUACACCCCGCCCACCGACUGCCAGGAGCCGCCCCAGCUGCGCGGCAAGCUGUGGAGCGAGGUGCCCUCGGAGAACUUCGCCUGCCGGCCGCGCAUCCUCGGCUCCGUGCGCUCCUUCGUGGAGGCCAACCACGACAACAUCUCCCUGCCCUGUCGCAUCGUGGGCAGUCCGCGUCCGAAUGUCACCUGGGUGUACAACAAGCGGCCGCUGCAGACGUACGAUCCGCGGGUGCGGGUCCUCAACUCCGUGGAGCAGCUGCCGGCAUCGCAGGUGCUCACCUCGGAGCUGCGAAUCGUGGGCGUCCGUGCCUCCGACAAGGGGGCCUACACCUGCGUGGCGGACAACCGCGGUGGUCGGGCGGAAGCCGAGUUCCAGCUGAUCGUGAGCGGCGACUACACCGGCGCCAUGUCCCCCUCCGACGGCCUGGGCGGCAUGGGUCUGGGCGGCAUGGGCGCCAUCGGGGCGCCGGCCAUUGAUACGCAGACGAACGUGUUCCUCAUCAUCUGCCUGAUCACCACCACGCUGCUGCUGCUCUUGAUCGUGGUGGUGCUGACGCUGUUGUGGUACUGCCGCCGCAUCAAGACCUACCAGAAGGACACCACCAUGAUGAGCGGCGACGGGCUGAUCUCCUCCAAGAUGGACAAGACGCACAACGGCUCCAUGCUCGAGGGCUCUGUCAUCAUGGAGAUGCAGAAGAGCCUGCUUAACGAGGUCAAUCCCGUGGAGAAGCCGCCGCGUCGCACGGACAUCGAGAGUGUGGAUGGAGGCGACGAUGGACUCGAGAUCAAGAAGACGCUGCUCGACGACACGGUUUAUGUGCCCAACCACUCGCGGGAUGAGGAAGCCCACUCGGUGGCUCUGUCGGACACGACGACCACGCCCCGGUCGCGACACACCUACGUAGACGACGCCUACGCCAACAGCCUGCCGCCGGACCUGCUGGCCUUCCCCGCCCGCGUGCCGCCCACCUCGCCCUCGAUGCAGUCCUCGCAGUCGAACAUCCCCGACCAGGUGAUCUACGGCAUCCGCUCGCCGCCCUCGCUGACCAGCCCGGUGUACACGCACAUGACGCCCCACGGCAUCUACGGCACCAAGACGAUGGCGGCUCCGCACAACGGCUUCAUGACGCUGCAGCAUCCCAAGUCACGCAACCUGGCCCUGAUCGCCACGGCCAACAGCAGUCGGCAGCACCAGCACCAGCACCACCAUCUCCAGCAGCAGCAGCAGCAUCCGCUGGCCGCCACCUCGCCAUUUCUGCCCGCUCCCGUCGUCUAUUCGCCGGCCACGGCCGUGGUCAUGAAACAGGGCUACAUGACCAUUCCGCGCAAGCCGCGCACCCCCAGCUGGGCGCCCAGCACGUCUGGAGCGGCCGGCGGGCACGGUGCCAUCCAGCUGAGCGAGUUCCAGAGCCCCACCUCGCCGAAUCCCAGCGAGACGGGCACCGCCACCACAGCGGAACUGCAGGCGGAGCCCGUGUACGACAAUUUGGGGCUACGCACCACGGCCGGCGGCAACUCCACCCUCAACCUGACCAAGAUCGCCGGCACCCAGGGCCCAGGUCAGCAGUACUCGAUGCGGGACCGACCCCUUCCGGCCACGCCCAGUCUGACCUCGGUGUCAUCGGCGACGAAUGCCAGCAAGAUCUACGAGCCCAUACAUGAGCUGAUCCAGCAGCAGCAGCAACUCCAGCAGCAGCAACUGCAGCAACAGCAACAGCAGCAACAGCAACUGCAGCAGCAGCAGCGGCUGGGCUCCUCGGACAUGGAGCCACUGUACGGGGUACGGCACCAGGGGAUCACGAUACUGCCCGGAUCCAGCAUCAGUGGGGCCGGCCUGGGGCACGCCGCGUAUCUCUCGCCCGUGCCGUCGGCUGUAUCCCCCAGCCACGCCGGCAGCAGCAGCGGCGACUCACCGAAGACCGCCAAGAUCCCACCGCGGCCACCACCGAAACCCAAGAAGAAGAUGUCCGUGACGACGACGCGCAGCGGUCAGGGCAGCACCAGCCAGCUCUUCGACGACGAGGGCGAGGAUGGCACCGAAGUCUAGUUUGGCACUCACACGGCGGCUGAUGGAGAUGCAGAGACAUGAUGGAGUAGCAGGCGAUGAGGAGGAGUCCCUGGCAGCUUUAGUGCGUGAGAAGAUGGGAUGCAGCCAGAUGACGGAGGACAGGGAAUGGAGGAUAGGGGACAGAGGACCGACAACAGCUACAUUAACAUCCGCUGUUGCGGCUUGUAAAAACAGCCGCCAGAAGGAUUCUGUUCCGUGGUUCACGCCACUGCGUGACUUGUGUGCCAAACGACUGAUGUAGGUUUUAGUAAUUAAAUCGAUGAACAUGCGAUAAACAAGAAUACAAAAACGAGAAAAUAUAUAUACUCUAUCCAGAUGGACAGAGAGGUCCCAAUCCCAAUCCGUUAGGGCGAUCCACGCGUCGGAUGAAAUCGCUUUUUAGAACCAUCUAAUCCCAAAAUCGUAUAUGCGGAAAUACGUGAAAACCCAAUUGUAAUACCACCUUUUUUUGUGUAGACUAGUUAGUUUGGUACAAAACGCAUUAUUCGUAUAUAUAUAUACACAAUUUUAAAAGUAUAUAAACCUUAAAAAAAACAGAUCCUAUAAUGAAACAAAUAUUAAACAUAGGAAAAAACUUUCAAAUCAACGACAGUUUAUUUAAACGCAAAAAAUAAAACUAAAAAAAGAAAAAAAAAACAAUUCAUAUUUUCAAAAUUUUGCAAAUUUUAUAAAAUUGUAAAUGUAAAAUGCAUACAGUUAAUCAUAUUAAGCUAUAUAUAUUAAUGAAUACAUAUAUACUAAGUGUAAGCAAACAAAUUGUAUCCUUACAAAUUUUUUUUUUUGUUUUACGGAAGCCACCACGAAUUGGAAAUUAAACUAUAUGAAAAGUAUAUUCAUAGCGGGUAAGUUUGUUAAGUGCAUUAGCGGUAGGAUAAAGGGUUUGCAGUCGCAAUUAAAACAAUGAAUUGAAACUUCUAUGUAUACAUAUAGUCUAGAAAGAAGGCGCGUCAAAAUAAGGUCAGCUAUAAUAACGAUUGUACUAGUUAUAAAACAAUAUAUAAAAUAAAUUUCUAUGUACAUGGA
This is a messenger RNA of Drosophila rhopaloa, 3924 nucleotides long. It is a transcript of the gene kek5, whose product is annotated as leucine-rich repeat-containing protein 24. Gene Ontology annotation, molecular function: protein binding. The record is from RefSeq and is a predicted model, not a curated record. The transcript is spliced from 2 exons. The coding region runs from base 118 to 2880 and encodes 920 amino acids. Lineage: Eukaryota; Metazoa; Arthropoda; Insecta; Diptera; Drosophilidae.